This is a messenger RNA of Acanthoscelides obtectus, 598 nucleotides long. Lineage: Eukaryota; Metazoa; Arthropoda; Insecta; Coleoptera; Chrysomelidae. The record is from the annotation of a GenBank genome assembly.
GCUUGGUUCAAAUAUUUUCAAUUCAGUGUACCGGUCAACUUCGCUGGCUGAUAAAGCAGGAUGUGAAGACAACAUACGAUGGGAUUUUCCUAGACCGUGGUAUUCUAAGCUAUACCGAUGCGUCAAUUAAAUCUACUUGACAUUUUUGCAGAGUGAACAUGAGGGCCCCAAUAAAGAAAUCUCGGAAGAAGGUGGUAAAUCUAGAAGACGUAAUCAGGACGAAGCCCUUUCCACAUAUCCCCACGGUAUCAUCCUUAUAUACAGGUAUUCCAGAUGAUCCAUCUCCUCCUGAAGAGCCUGAUGUACUUCCUACAGUGCCCGAAGUUCCUGAGGAGCCUGAAGAGGACGAGGAGGACGAGGAGGAGCACGAGGACGAGCACGAGGACGAGGAAGACCCUACCUGCUGUCAAACAUUUCGCAUGAGAAGCAAGCAGGCAUGUUGUACCUGCGAGAAGGAGCGAAGACUAUAGAAGUUACUGAAAUCUCAGGUUGCAGUACUUGCUGUAAUUUUCAUCUUGUUUCUGAUAGGGUACUUAUUGCGGCGGUACGUCGGCUCCUAGGUAAGUUAUUUCUGCUAUUUCUUGACGGCUUGGCAACU